Dryobates pubescens (Downy woodpecker) is the source of this 1310-nucleotide messenger RNA. It is a transcript of the gene ALG2, whose product is annotated as ALG2 alpha-1,3/1,6-mannosyltransferase. The record is from RefSeq and is a predicted model, not a curated record. Gene Ontology annotation, molecular function: GDP-Man:Man(1)GlcNAc(2)-PP-Dol alpha-1,3-mannosyltransferase activity; alpha-1,3-mannosyltransferase activity. NCBI's taxonomy places the organism in Eukaryota, Metazoa, Chordata, Aves, Piciformes, Picidae. Bases 1 to 1236 code for a protein of 411 amino acids. The transcript is spliced from 2 exons.
AUGGAGGCGGAGAAGGAGGUGGUCGGAGAGGGCCCCUCCGUGCUGUUCCUUCACCCGGACCUGGGGCUGGGCGGGGCGGAGCGGCUGGUGGUGGACGCGGCGCUGGCGCUGCAGGCGCGGGGCUGCCGGGUGCAGAUCUGGACAGCGCACUACGACACGGCGCGGUGCUUCGCGGAGACGCGAGGGCUGACGGUGCAGCAGGCCGGCGGGUGGCUGCCGCGCAGCCUGUGGGGCCGCGGGCACGCCCUCUGCGCCGCCCUGCGCAUGGUCUUCGUCGCCCUGUACAUCCUGCUGCUCAGCGGCCAGCAGGUCGAUGCCUUCGUCUGCGACCAGGUGUCUGCUUGCAUUCCUGUACUUAGACUGGCCAGGACUCGUAAGAAAGUUUUGUUUUACUGUCACUUUCCUGAUCAGCUUCUGACCAAGAGAGAAUCUUUCCUGAAGCGCAUCUACAGACUGCCCCUUGACUGGCUGGAAGAGUACACAACUGGCAUGGCAGACUGUAUUGUUGUGAACAGCAAGUUUACCGCCGGUGUGUUCAAGGACACAUUUAAGUCCUUAUCUCACAUAAACCCAGAUGUCCUCUACCCAUCACUUAACAUCAGUAGCUUUGAAACAAUAUCUCCAGCAGAUAUAGCUGACCUGAUACCAAAAAAGAAGAAGUUCUUGUUUCUUUCCAUUAAUCGGUAUGAGAGGAAAAAGAAUCUGGCGUUGGCUCUGGAAGCUUUGCAUGAGCUUCGAGGAAGACUUGAUUCACAUGAGUGGAGUGAAGUUCACCUAGUUAUGGCAGGUGGUUAUGAUAAACGAGUUCUGGAAAACGUGGAGCACUAUGAAGAGCUGAGAAGACUUGCAGCCAAGCUUGGCGUUAAUGACCACGUCACUUUUCUGAGGUCAUUCUCAGAUGAACAGAAAGUCUCUCUUUUUGGUAACUCUGUAUGUGUGCUUUAUACACCGAGCAAUGAACAUUUUGGCAUUGUUCCUCUGGAGGCCAUGUAUAUGAGGUGUCCUGUUAUAGCAGUUAAUUCAGGGGGUCCUUUAGAAUCAAUCUUGCAUAAUGUUACAGGAUUUUUGUGUGAUCCUGUGCCAACACAAUUCUCAGAGGCCAUGGAAAAGAUUGUGAGAGAUCCUCUCUUAAAGGACACAAUGGGAGCAGCUGGGAGAGCCAGAGUUAUGGAAAAAUUUUCCUCAGAAGCAUUUACAGAACAGCUGUACCAAUACAUAUGCAGAUUAACACAAUAAAGUUAUAUUCUCAUACUGUACUUCACAUCUUUUUAUCUCUCAUUUGUACUGGAGACCAGUAUUCAUCAUGACUG